UGCAGGGACGUAAACAAACCAAAAUUCUCGUCAAUUUCAUUAAUUAAGCUGAAAACAAUAGAUACAGGAAGUCAGUAAUUAAUCAAAAGUGUAAGAAAUGUCGAUAAUUAACGGACACGCACGCUGGGCAUUCGAUUUUCGAUCAUGGAAGCCGACAAUCCACGAAUUAAUGAUUGCUGUAUCUCUAAUUCAGCCAGAAGAGAAGCAAAGAAUCGCUCAGUUUGUAUUCCAAGAAGAUUUUAAGGCCUCAUUAGCUGGUCGAUUACUUUUACGUCAUUUUACAAGAUCUGCAUUGUGCGUCGAUAAUAAUUGCAUAAAAUUAGGAAGGGACGAGAGGAAUAAACCAUAUUUAAUGGAUGUUAUAAAUGAUGAGAAAGUUAUUGAUUUUAAUGUGUCACAUCAAGGCUCAUAUGCAUGUCUUGCUGGUUAUAUUGCCAAUAAUAAAACAGAAUCAAAUGCACAACUUCGUCUUGGGGUUGAUGUAAUGAAAAUUGAGUAUGGCGGUGGAAAAUCAUUGAAUGAAUUCUUCCGGAUAAUGACUAGAAACUUCUCAGAUAAUGAAUGGAUGUACAUAAAAUCAUUUGACACAAAUCAGGGGAGAUUGAAAGCAUUUAUGCGAAACUGGUGCCUUAAAGAGAGUUAUGUGAAGAAUGUUGGAACUGGAAUUACGAUGAAUCUACAGAAAUUAGACUUUAAUUUUAAUACACGGGAAGUGUUAAAGGAUGGAAUUGUGACUGACACUAAGCUAAUUUUGGAUGGCAAGUUGUUGCACAAUUUCACUUUCGAGGAAUCAUUACUAAAUGACGAUCAUUGUGUUGCUGUUUCCCUUCAAAAUCAAUCAUCCGAUGAAAAUUCGUAUAAAUCAUUUAACUUCCAGCUAAUUAAAUUUGAGGAAUUAAUCGGAAAUGCCACGCCACUGACAGCACCCGAUGAGGUUUAUUGCUUGGAAAUUUUGAAAAAGGAUACGAAGAACUCAUAAAUAUGCUUUUCAAUACUAAAAUAUGGUGAAGGAACUGUUUACCUACCCUCGAAAUUUAUUUUUUGUGUAUGCAGUCAAUACAAUAAGCAAAGAAGAUUCAAACCAACAAAUAUAUAAAUUUUCAGUCAACAUAGUCUGUAAAGGAAAUGAUAGGCAUUGGAAUUAGCAUAAAACACAAUCAAGUCACGAAUAAACUUUUCUGUCAAGCGGUGACUAGCACGAGCAUUCUUUUGAUUUACCUACUUACUUUUGAGUCUAUGAGUUAAAGACGAAUUGUCACUUUUAAUUUAUGUCGAGCAUUUCAACUUUCUUUCCAUUUAUGCUUUUAUUCAACUGAUAAAUUUUUGAAACUGUUAGCAUUGAAUAGAAACAUUAUGAGAGUUUUUUUACUGUCUGUCUGUCAGACUGUUUUGCAUAAUUUUCAAAUAUUUAUCGACCGUUAAAAUUUGAAUGUUUUUGAUAAAUAAAUUUUUAAGAACAGUUUUUGCUGACUAGUUGAGCAUCAAUCUAUUACAAAUGACUUAGUCUAUUCUAUUUAAAUGUGCAUUACUUUUAUCAUUUAUUGUUUCCAUUGAAAAGAAUCGUCGGAAGUUUAUUGUGUACAAAAACAUAAAGUUUACUCGAAUGGCUCUUCAUGAACUCACUGAGUUCAACAAAAAUUAUUUAUUGCUAUCUCUAUUUUUAUGCUCAACAUAUUGAAAAGUUUCCAUCAAUAAAAAAUCAAUUUUGACUGAACAUGAAAAGGAAAAUUAGGAAAAAUUGAAUUCUUCACUGACUCGACUCGUCUUUAUUAUUAUGAGAAAUGAAAACAUUCUGUGAUUUCAAUCUGCAGACACAACAACAGCAAUUAAAACAACUGUCAGGAUCAAUUUCUAUGCCCCCUUUUUAUAAUAAUGUUUUUAUUCAAUAACAAGAGAAUUAUUUUUGCACAGAGUAAAGGGACGAAUU
Messenger RNA from Chironomus riparius, 1927 nucleotides. The record is from the annotation of a GenBank genome assembly. NCBI's taxonomy places the organism in Eukaryota, Metazoa, Arthropoda, Insecta, Diptera, Chironomidae.